AUGUGGUGCAGUAGUGAUUAUCAACCUAUUACUCGACGACAGUCAUCAGCAAACGAAGAUACUGAAGCAGAAACUUAUGUUGAUCCUAUUAAUGGUCCAGUUACUACACUUGAAAAACCCAAGUCAACAAAGAAAACGAAUUCUCCUUCAAUAAACACACAUCUAAAUCUAGAUUUAUCAAGUCGAUUAGCUGCUGUUAUGAGUGUGAAGAAGGACAAAGGAAAUAAGAUAACUGUGAUGGAAAAGAAGACAGAUAUAGAGCCUACUGAAGAUGAAUGUCUCGACUCAUCAAAAGAUACGAAUAGGGAUAAUAAUGAAAUAAAAAAAUAUGAACCUGUAGCAGUCAUGGAGGAGGAGGAAGAUGAAACUAGGCAGGAUUAUUUAGUAACUAAAUCUGAACGCGAAGAAAAAUUAGCAGGACCACAAAAUAUCAAUAGAAUCAUUAAUGAUGAUAAAGAUCGAGUCCUAGAGCAACAUGAACAGCAGCUUUUUGCAGGCUAUGGAAAAUAUUGCUAAACUGCACAAUCAGAUACAUCAGUUAUAAGAACAUGCUAAGAAAAGUGAAUGCAAGAUGAAAGAUUUAGAAACAAAACUAAAGAAAUCAAAAGAAGAAAAAUACACAAGCUGGAUCAUUUGCUAGUCUCUCAGGGCUUAUUACAAGAAGUCGAAAAAAAAAAACGAUCUAAAACUGUGUUUAAACGAACUACGACGAUUAAGAAGUUGAGACUAGAGAAAGCAGGAGCAGAUAAAAAUCUGUCAGAGUUAACUAAAAGGCUUGAAAAAGGC
Messenger RNA from Cokeromyces recurvatus, 786 nucleotides. RefSeq lists its product as uncharacterized. The record is from RefSeq and is a predicted model, not a curated record. Lineage: Eukaryota; Fungi; Mucoromycota; Mucoromycetes; Mucorales; Mucoraceae. The transcript has 5 exons. The coding region runs from base 1 to 516 and encodes 171 amino acids.